AUGUCCAGCACCCAAGGCCACUCCAACGUCGGCUUCCGCGGCGUCUACGAAUCACAAAACCAGCGGCACUACACGCAAGAAGAGAUGGACGAGAUGGCGAAACACACGGGGGAGAAUGUGAGGGGGUUCAUGCCGAGUAUGCUACUCCCAACCCUGGUACCAGACCCCGAGUCCCACCCAGAACAGCUAACUCAAAGCCAACAGAGGGCCAGACGGAGGAACUCAACCGGCUCCAGACAGAAGAGAAAACAGGCGGAGAGCCUGAAGAAGGAUCCCACCCUCGCCGCAACGCUCCAUGGCAACGCGCCGGCCAAGGGCGCAAUCAUUGACAAAGAACUGCAAGAGGAGGAUGAGGCUGCGUUGAGGAGGAAGAGUGAUUCGCUGCCGGGGAAGAAAUAUUGA
Chaetomium globosum CBS 148.51 is the source of this 402-nucleotide messenger RNA. RefSeq lists its product as uncharacterized. Bases 1 to 402 code for a protein of 133 amino acids. The record is from RefSeq and is a predicted model, not a curated record. The transcript is spliced from 3 exons. Lineage: Eukaryota; Fungi; Ascomycota; Sordariomycetes; Sordariales; Chaetomiaceae.